AUGCCAGCAGCUUCGUCAUCAGAUGCUAGACCGGAAGAGGCAGACCCAGAGCCAGAACUUCCCGAGGAUAGACAUCUAGAAGUUGAAACUGAUGAAGAGUUUGUUGGUAGGGAGGAGCAGUUGUUGAGGGAGUCCAUGUCACUUCAGCAUCGGCUUUGUCAUAUGCUGAAGAAUCUAUACUGUGAGACUUGCAGGCGAAGUCGCAUGUACAAACGCCGCACUGUUCGAACUCGUUUGGAUCCGUUGAGUGACCGUGGAGCACUGCCUGAGGUCAAAGGGUAUCAGAUUGCAUUGGCUGUUCCCUUAGAAGAAGUGUAUGUGCCAGAUGGCCCUCCUGUGAUACCUCUCAAAGCUGCAGCUGAUCGUGCAUUGAGUUUGUUUACCGAGCCAUCGCCAGAGGACAUUCAACCCAUUGAGGUCCCAUUCUCUGAGCUUCCAAGAGAUGCUAGGGCAGGCGAAAGGCAUGAGUACAUCACCCUUGAUCGCAUCAUAAAAUACGGUCCGUCUCCAGCUUGUCGUGCAUGUGAAAAUGUGAAGGGCAAGCAUACACCAGCUUGUCGUGCUCGAUUUGAUGGUUUGAUAAAAGCUGACAAAAUUGAUGCAUCAAAAUCCACUGCCAAAGCCAGAAGUAUUGCACCUUCAACACCAGCCCCAGAACUUCCAGCUUCUGAGACACCAGGUCCAGAGUUUGAAUUUGAUGCUCCUGAGGCACCAGUUCAUCCUGAUGAGCUUCCGUUUAGUGCUGGUAUCCCGCCAGAAGAGACGGCCACCGAACAGGCCGAUGCACUGCCAGGAGACCACACUCAUGAAGAUACAAUGGGCAAGAACGCCAAACUGUCAGCCUUUUACGCAAAAGAGCUAGCACAGGUUCUCAUGGAGUGUUGGUAUCCCCAGUUAUGGUACAAGAGCAUCCCGGCAUUAGACGUGAAGCUCGAGAUGAAGCAAGUAUCGAUGGUAAGACUGGAACUCUUAUCCUUGGCAGCGCCGCGAUUGGUGGCGGCCACCUGCACCCCCAGAGCCACCACCGCAGCGCCGGACGCGACAGACAGCGGCGAGGGCGCCGACGUGGAAAUGGCCCGAAUGGCCCGCAGAGCAGCAGGCCUUUGUCAGCUGGGAGUUGAUUUGUCUACGGCGCUCUUUGAUGAUGGACAGACUCUGCUGAUGUUGGCUGCGGAGCAAGGAUGGACUGAGCUGUGCCGCUAUCUCUGUGUGACUUCGUGUCGCAGCUCGUAUCUCGAUGCGCGAGAGGAUCGUGGCAAAGAGUAG
Cladocopium goreaui is the source of this 1266-nucleotide messenger RNA. The record is from the annotation of a GenBank genome assembly. Lineage: Eukaryota; Dinophyceae; Suessiales; Symbiodiniaceae.